Molecule: messenger RNA, 2628 nt
Organism: Menidia menidia (Atlantic silverside)
Lineage: Eukaryota; Metazoa; Chordata; Actinopteri; Atheriniformes; Atherinopsidae
Source: the annotation of a GenBank genome assembly
CGUUUUAAGCAAGCGACCAAUCAUCUCUCAGACACUCGUCUUGCUUGUUUAUUGUCCGUUUCCUUGUUUUGCACCAGUCUUGAAGAGAUUGCUGCUCUGCUCAGGACUCCGUGGGGUUUGUCAGCGGCCACACAGGAGAAUAUGCACACAGACGGAGUCCUCACAAGGGGAACCUUUGGAGGGCCCGCUUCAGGAAACUUCACCACUCUGUGUCCUAAUGGGUCCAAAUGGGUUUGGGAAGGGCUCGGGGAAUGCGCCCAGGACGGGAGGGACAUGGCCAGCAUCUACAUCGGCCUCCUGUCCAUCCUCUGUUUCAUGGUGUCCUCACUUCCACAGUACUACAGCUCCUGCAUAAAGGGGAACAUGGACCAGGCUCUCUCUAUUUGGUUUCUGCUGCUGUGGUUGGGCGGGGACUCCUGCAAUUUGAUCGGCUCCUUUUUGGCAGACCAGCUUCCACUCCAGACAUAUACCGCCAUUUAUUAUGUUUUUGCCGACCUGUUGAUGCUGGCCAUGUACACGUACUACAAGCUCAAGAACAGAAUGGCUGAAAGCAGAAGGGUCCUGCACGUGGUGGGCAUCUCCUGCGUUUUGGGCCUCACCGCCGGCCUGGCCCACCUCCCGGGGCCAGGACCCCAGGGGGUCUCCUCGGCCUUCAGAAGUCGUUCCUUGCUCUCGACCGUCGAUGUCAGCGCCGUCAAGGCUUUUACCCCGAAAGAGAUCAUUGGUUUCUCCAUCGGAUCGGUGUCCUCGGUCCUCUACCUCUGCUCCAGGCUUCCUCAGAUGUACACCAACUACAAGAGGAAGUCCACAGAGGGAGUUUCUUACUUCCUAUUUGCACUCGUCAUCCUGGGAAACACUACAUACGGGCUGAGCGUCCUCCUGAAGAACCCUGACCUGGGCCAGGGGGAGAAGAGCUACCUGGUUCAUCACCUGCCGUGGCUCAUCGGCAGCCUGGGGACCCUCUCCCUGGACCUCAUGAUCUCAAUACAGUUCUUAAUUUACCGCAAGGCCGCGGUCCAGGGCGCCGGCGGCGGGGGCGAGGAGACGGCGCCUCUGAUGGGGAGCUAAUGAAGCCGGCGGGACACGAAUCUGCUGGUGGGACUCGAGUCCAAAGUGGCCCUCCAGUCCGCGCCGCGUUCACCCGGGGUGGCAAACCAGAAACCUGUAAUCUUUACUGAUUUUAUAGUUUUAUUUAUUUAUGCCUUCACCUUUUAGAAAAGAAAAAAAAACAACGUUUACAGUGGGUUUAUUUCUGCAAACGGCGGGCACUGAGGAGGUGCUUCCUUUGACCUCAGCAGAUUUUCUGGGUUUUAACGGGAUGGCCGGGGUCCUCGGGCACCGGUCAUAGCCCGAUCGGUUUCACAGAUGCCUGAAAUGACACCACAGAGAGGCUCCUAUAACCUGAUAAUGGUGCUGCUAAGUGUCCAAACACGCACUGCAUCUCAUUUAGUGUUUCAGAGCUCCUUCAGAAGCUUGAAUAUUUCGUUUUCUGGGCUCUUCGCCACAUAAGUGCAGUGAUGUGUUUGUAUUCAAUCCGUUUUAAUUGACGGUUGCACCAAGUGCCAAAAUAGAAUUAACAAAACAAAUGUGUUGAGAAAUUACUUUAUAUGCAAAUGAAGUUCACUUUUGAUUUAAUUAUCUGUUUUAUAUUUCUUUCUUUUUUAUUUUAUUUUAGAACACAAAUGCAUGACCAGUUUUGAUUGCACUGGUGGUAAAUGUUACUUUGAUUUUUUUUUUGCCCUUCUCUGUUUUGUUGACUCGGUUUUGCACAUUUUUGAGACAAAAAGUUGGUUUUGUACUCUGAGAUAUGUAAAAUAAAUUCAUUUGGUCAGUGUACUGUAUAGAUUUAACAAAUGAAGAAUAGUUUUUUUCUGUCCUUUUCACUCUGUGUAAAAUCUUCAUUUUCAAAAUCGUCAUUUCUGACUGUCCCACUUCUGCUCGGUGUUUUUUCUGUGUCCUUAUUCCUAUUUUUUUGUGCAGCAUGUCUUGUUAGGACAGGAAAAACUCUGUGGGAGUGCCUCCCCUCUGACGGGUUCCUCUUUUCCCCUCCCGGUUCUCUCGGCUCAGUGGGGGUCAAGGUCUGCUCUUGGCCUUAAUGUUGACCUCUGACCCCUCGCCUUCACUGACAUCAACUCCCAGUGGCUGUGCUUGACCCGCUCCCGGGAGGCCUCCGCAAGCACGCUGUUUUUCUUCAUUAACAGAGUCACGCCGGUCUCUCCCCCUCAUCCCCUCAUUACACACUCGCCACACAACAUUUUUUUCUUUUAAAUAAUAGUGCAAUCGCACACUCCGAAAAGCGGCAGCGGCCCACCCAGCGAGGACGUGAAGCCAGAGCAGAAAUAUGGAGGGUUCAGUAAGUGUGCGUUUUGGUUGUGAAACAGUGGCAGAAAGAUUGUUAAGCGGGUUGAGGAGUCAGCAGGAAGAGCGAGUGAUAGGGCGCAUCCAUCCAUCACCAGGGAACAAGAGACUGUUUAUAAACACUAUAUGCUGGGAAUUUCUUAAUGAGAUGGUUCCAAUCCCUAUGAGUAAGGAAGGGAGGGAUGGGGGGUCCUCUGUGGUUCUGGUUGCUAGUUCAAAUCGCAGUGUUAAAGUAACCCGAUGUGUCAAAUAUAUCGAUAUUUAACAAAU